GCGAUUCGCGUCCCGGAAGCGGCGGCGGCGGUGGCGGCGGCGGCGGCGUAGGCGGAGGAGAUUUUCGGACCUGCGACUUCCGAACAGCCCUGGCAGGAGGAGCGGCGUUCGGCCGGGGCAGGCCUGAAGAAACGCUCCGGGGCCCAGUGGCUCUACCCCUGCUCCUGCCCGACCCUGCCGCCUCCCUCACGGAGCCAGCGGCCGGGAAGGAUGCAGACAUCAGAACGUGAGGGGAGUGGGCCGGAGCUGAGCCCCAGCGUGAUGCCCGAGGCUCCCCUGGAGUCUCCACCUUUUCCUACCAAGUCCCCAGCGUUUGACCUUUUCAACUUGGUUCUCUCCUACAAGAGGCUAGAGAUCUACCUGGAACCCUUGAAGGAUGCAGGUGAUGGUGUUCGAUACUUGCUCAGGUGGCAGAUGCCUUUGUGUUCCUUGCUGACCUGCCUGGGCCUCAACGUCUUGUUCCUCACUUUGAAUGAGGGUGCAUGGUACUCAGUAGGUGCCCUGAUGAUUUCAGUGCCCGCCCUGCUGGGCUAUCUUCAGGAGGUUUGCCGGGCACGGCUGCCUGAUUCCGAGCUGAUGCGGAGGAAGUAUCAUAGCGUGAGGCAGGAGGACCUGCAGAGAGUUCGCCUGUCUCGUCCCGAGGCCGUGGCUGAGGUGAAGAGCUUCUUGAUCCAGCUGGAGGCCUUCCUGAGCCGCCUGUGCUGCACCUGUGAAGCCGCCUACCGCGUGCUGCACUGGGAGAACCCCGUCGUGUCCUCACAGUUCUAUGGGGCUCUUCUGGGCACAGUCUGCAUGCUGUAUUUGCUGCCACUCUGCUGGGUCCUCACCCUUUUAAACAGCACGCUGUUUCUGGGGAAUGUGGAGUUCUUCCGAGUUGUGUCUGAGUACAGGGCAUCUCUGCAGCAGAGGAUGAACCCAAAGCAGGGAGAGCAUGCCUUUGAGAGUCCUCCACCACCAGAUGUUGGGGGGAAGGGUGGUCUGAUGGACAGCACACCUGCCCUCACACCCACGGAGGACCUCACACCGGGCAGCGUGGAGGAGGCUGAGGAGGCUGAGCCAGAUGAAGAGUUUAAAGAUGCGAUUGAGGAGGAUGAUGAGGGCGCCCCGUGCCCAGCAGAGGAUGAGCUGGCCCUGCAGGACAACGGGUUCCUGAGCAAGAAUGAGGUGCUGCGCAGCAAAGUGUCUCGGCUCACGGAGCGGCUCCGCAAGCGCUACCCCACCAACAACUUUGGGAACUGCACGGGCUGCUCGGCCACCUUCUCAGUGCUGAAGAAGAGGCGGAGCUGCAGUAAUUGUGGAAACAGCUUCUGCUCUCGAUGCUGCUCCUUCAAGGUGCCCAAGUCCUCCAUGGGGGCCACAGGUGAGUGGUGCAGGUGGUGGGAGGGCUUGAUUGGUAUCCCGCCAAGGGGAUGUCACGUUGUGGCAAAGGGGCAAGGGUGUCAGAGGUCAAGGGAACUUGGGAUUGUAGUCAGGCCUACGGGAACGUUUCCUCCAUCCCCUUUAGCAAAAUCCUGAAACAUUUCGUACAUGCCGAAGAAUAGAUAUGAUGUACCUGUGAAUUGUGAAGGGUAAUAACAAGAUGAAUACCUGUGGCCGCUUCACUAAAGUUGAAAAACAAGAGCCCUGGCAACACCCCCGCAGCUCCCAGCACUGCUCCUGCCUUCCUGGAGUCAAUCACCAACCGCAGUUUUAAUCUUUUUCUUAUUUCCUUGGCACUUUGAACAAAAUUAAAAAUUCCUUUUUUUCCUUUUAUAAAAUAUAAAAUAUUUCCUAUACAUAUUGUAAAUAAAAAACACAGAUAAGCAAAAGGAAAAAAAAAUUCCUGAUUUCUUCCUGAGAGAACAAUCGGGCAUGGACCCUGCUGCUCAUUAGCUUGCAUGUAGAAUAAAAGCGCAUGCAUAUUCCUGAAAAAUGUGGUCACAUUUCAUGUACCGUUUUGUAAUAUAAUGUUAAACCAAGUUUUUUUUUUUUUUUUUUUUUGAGACGGAGUUUCACUCUUGUUGCCCAGGCUGGAGUGCAGUGGUACGGCCUUGGCUCACCACAACCUCUGCCUCCUGGGUUCAAGCAAUUCUCCUGCCUCAGCCUCCCAAGUAGCUGGGAUUGCAGGCAUGCGCCACCACACCUGGCUACUUUUGUAUUUUAGUAGAGACGGGGUUUCUCCAUGUUGGUCAGGCUGGUUUCGAACUCCUGACCUCAGGUGAUCUGCCCGCCUUGGCCUCCCAAAGUGCUGGGAUUACAGGCAUGAGCCACCGCCCCCAGCCCAAGUUCUUUUUUCUUCCGAUGCAAGUAACAUAUGCUUACUAACUAGAAAAUUUGGAAAUUAUUAUACAGAAGAAGAAGGAAGAGAAAAAUAACCUGGUAAUCUUACCACCCAGAGGUAACCGCUGUUAAAACAUUUUGGGAAAUUUCACUGUGAUAUUUUACUUAUUCUAUUUUUUUGAGACAGAGUCUCGCUGUGUCGCCCAGCCUGGAGUGCAGUGGCGCCAUCUCGGCUCACUGCAACCUCCGCCUCUUGGGUUCAAAUAAUUCUUGUGCUUCAGCCUCCUGAGUAGCUGGGAUUAUAGGCAUGCACCACCAUGCCUGGCUAAUUUUUGUAUUUGAUAUUUUAUUUAAAAAUUUUUGAAGGUGUUCUGUUGGUGCCACAAUAAUGUCUAAUUCAUAGCACAGGAGUGGCCUGCUGUUGGCAUCAUCACCCCCAGGAUCCCCAGUUCCCAUGGAAAGAAGAGUCUCUGCGGGCAGGCUAGCAAGCUGGGCAGGGAGGGUGUGGGCUGGGUGGGGGGUCUGUGUGGGGCAUUUGGGAGGGUGCUUCUAGUAGUUGGGGCCAUGAACCAAAGGGCACAAGGAAAUGUCUCACCAAGUUCUUCCUCCUUUUCAGCCCCUGAAGCCCAGAGGGAGACUGUGUUUGUGUGUGCCUCGUGUAACCAGACCUUGAGCAAGUGAGAAGAGAGGCCAGGGUCCAACCAGGCACCCGUCCUUGGGGCCAGCAGUAGACCCCCCACUCUCCCCACCCCUGGCCCACUGUGGUGUGUGCUGGGCAAAUGUGGCCUGAAUGCUAGGUAGGCUUCCCCUUCCUUCCUCACUCUCUCCAGCUGGAUUCUGGAGCUGUUCUCCACCCAUGAGAGUGGCUGGCAAUGGCUGCUCUCAAUCCCUUGAGGGAGAAGAGCCCCUGGAGGGCCUGGCAUGUUUGCCCUGCUCUGCUUGGGACUGAGCGAGUGGACUUAGGGCUGGGCAGGCAGUAGCCACCAGAGGGCAGCAGCGAACUAGGCCAGGCCUGACUGGGGUCCGAAGAUCAGGGUCAGUGUGGCUAUGCCUGGGAAUUCCAGACCUGAGGUUGGGAAAAGAGGUUUUUCUCCUGCAGGAUACUGGGCCAGGCCCUCAGCCUCAGAGAGCCUGCAGAAGGGCUUGGGAGUGCCACACCCCAUCUCUGCUGAUUGAAUGUCCCUCCAGGCACCAGGAUCUCAUCUUUUCCCCAUUAGAGGGUAUGGCCAGGCCUAACAAGACCAUGGGUGCUUCUAGAAACAGGGUUGAAGUUCCCAGAUUCCCUGAGAGGAGAAUGUGUGUAGGAGGGUUUGGCUGAGUCCUUCAGCGUUAAGUGGAGGAAAGCUUGGGGAAGCCCCAAUAGCUGGACAGACCUCAGCCUCCCCUCGAAGACACCUCAAUUCACAGACUCUCAGCCCACACAAUGCCCCAGUAUCCCCAGCUCCGCUGGAGCAGCUGCAGGGCACUUGGAUCACAACUUCUGCACCCUCUGUCCAGAGUCUAGGGCAGUCCUCCACUGGCCCAGCACUCCAGUUUCCUUUCCCUGCCUCUUGUCCAAUGGAGUGGGAGGCCAGGUGAGUGGAGCAGAGGUCCUGAAGCCCUUGACCCCUGGGGGCCUGGGUAGUGUAGGAUCUCGCUGGGCUGGGUCCUGGAUUCCAGGGCUAUUCCCUGGAGGACAGUCUCAGUUAUGGGAUAAGGCCCCUUGGGGGUCUCCAUUUCUUUCCAACAGUUUCAUGUUCACUACUGGACUCUUACGGGCUCAGUAUCUCUCUCUUAGCCAUGAGCUGGCUCAGGCAUCCCUUGCCUUCCCUGGAGCUGCCCUGCCUUUCUAAAGUAUUUAUUUAUUUAUUGCAUGGUUCCUGGGAACAGGUAGCACAAGUAAUGGGAUGAGGAGGAAUUGGGGGUGGGGGUCUCCUACCUAGGACUCUUCCCUGGAGUCGUGGGCUGCCUGGGACCCAGGACCCACGAGGGGGCUGAGAGGUUUCUACACUCGAGGAGCAGGGGUCCAGAGAGGCAGGCUGGGGAGGCAAGGGACCCAUCCUAGGCCCGCUUUCUUGCCGAGCCAAGCAGCUUAGCUGGGGCUGUGCAGCCAGGGGCCUACCCAGGCCAGUGGAGGUGCCACAGCCCUGGGGAGCCAGGCAGGCUUUGGUAUCGUAUCGCCUCUGUGUCCUUUUAAGAGAGGAGAGUUCAGUACCCCGUGCUUUCUUUACACUGGAGAGGAACUAAAAGGAUCUCUGUGUCUGUGGAGAAUUGUCAAUAAAAAGGCCUCAAGCUUC
Molecule: messenger RNA, 4535 nt
Organism: Gorilla gorilla gorilla (western lowland gorilla)
Lineage: Eukaryota; Metazoa; Chordata; Mammalia; Primates; Hominidae
Gene: ZFYVE27
Product: zinc finger FYVE-type containing 27
Exons: 11
Coding region: 211-1515 (434 amino acids)
Biological process (GO): vesicle-mediated transport; protein localization to plasma membrane; neuron projection development
Cellular component (GO): endoplasmic reticulum tubular network; growth cone membrane
Molecular function (GO): metal ion binding
Source: RefSeq, a predicted model, not a curated record